UGUUGCACCUUGCAGAGUCCCCCCCCCCCGCCUCGGAAGAAGAGGGCCUGCAAUGAAAGCAGGGCAAGAAAAGGCGGCGGUGGCGAUGCACGCCGGCGGCCCGGCCGGGAUGCGGGUGGGAAGCCGGCGCUUGGCGUAACUCCUCCCCGCCGCGCGGCGUGAGGCUGCGCUGGCUCCGGCUGCUCCCUGAACCGCGGCCGCCCCGCUCCCGGCCACCAUUGCUUCCUGCCGAGCCGGAGGGGCCGCGGCUCCCGCCGAGGGGGCCGAGCGCCGGGGAGCGAUGACGGAGGUGACGAGGGAAGCGUUCGGGCACCUGCCCCAGGAGGGAGGAGGAGGAACGGUGGAGAAGUUUGUGUUAAAGUCCGACAGCGUGAAAGCGGAGGUCCUGUCCUUGGGGUGCAUCGUCACUGCGUUGCAGACGAAAGGCAGGGACGGGGCGUCUGCAGACAUCGUCCUGGGCUUCGACAGCUUGGAAGGUUACACCAAGAAGCACCCCUACUUUGGGGCCGUCGUGGGCCGAGUUGCCAACAGGAUUGCAAAGGGGAGGUUCACCCUGGACGGGCAGGAGUAUCAACUGGCCCUCAACAACGGACCCAACAGCCUGCAUGGAGGAGCCAGGGGGUUUGACAAGGUUCUCUGGAGCCCUGAAGUUGUGCCAAAUGGUGUCCGUUUCUUCCGACUCAGCCCAGAUGGUGAAGAAGGCUACCCUGGCGACCUGAAAGUCUGGGUCACCUAUACGCUCUGUGGUGGGGAGCUGGCCAUCAACUAUCGAGCCCAGACCAGCAAGACAACACCCAUCAACUUAACAAAUCAUGCAUACUUCAACCUAGCUGGGCAGGGCUCACAGGACAUCUACGACCACGAGAUUUCCAUUGAAGCUGAUUCUUACCUGCCUGUGGAUGACACCAAGAUCCCUACUGGGGAGGUGGCGGCCGUGCGGGGCACCGGCUUCGACCUGCGGGCGCCUGCGGAGCUGGGGGAGCACCUGCAGCGCUUUCACCUCGACGGCUUCGACCACAACUUCUGCCUGAGGCCCGGCUCGGCUCGGCGCCUCGCGGCCAGGGCUCGGCACCCUCCCACCGGCAGGACCCUGGAGGUGCACACCACCCAGCCCGGCCUCCAGUUUUACACCGGCAACAACCUGGACGGCUCCCUGAGGGGCAAAGGCUCCGCCGCGUACCCCAAGCACUCGGCCUUCUGCCUGGAAACCCAGGGCUGGCCCGACGCCGUCAACAAGCCCCACUUCCCCGACACCCUGCUGCGCCCGGGAGAGGAGUACAACCACACCACCUGGCUCGUCUUCUCCGCUGCCUGAGGCCUGGCGGCUCCCGCCGCCGCAAGGAUUACGCUGGAAUUUCAUGGAUAUCGCCAGAAUAUUGAUCAUCACACCUAGCAAACGAAACACUAGUGCCCAUCGCUAUGCACCAACGGAGCGUCCGACGGACACCGAGCACGGCAACAGUUAGGAUAGUCACAAAGGCCAAAAGCUUUGGCUGCUUCACUUAAAACAGUGCUGCGCUAUGAGACACUUUCAGAACCUGGACUACUGGCUUGUACAUCGAGAAAGCUCCAUAAAGUCAUCUUUGGACAGAAGGCCCGUUUUCUGAAAGUCACGGGGUACCCAAGGUGUGACUGAAGUUAAUUUUGUGAUUUUUGCUUUUUGCUUGUUAAGCAAACUCUGUUACAGUUUAUGCAUUUGAAGCAAUCUACCAUUACCUGUUUCACUGGAAGACCAAAUAGCCCUCACUUUCCCGGUCAGUGCUUGUAUAGACAGGCUCGUAAGCUUGCUUUUAACACUGAAACUCACGUCUGUUUCUGUUAGAGAGCUCAUCAUAGUUUAAGAAAAAGGUUGUUUUUCCCUCCAACUACCAAUUUCUUUGCUGACAGUCUAACCUUGUUUCCAGUCUUUUGGUGUGAUCAGUGUCAACAAAGUGCCUUAUCAUGCAAUUUUUGACGAUGGAAUAAGCAGAGUUUGACACACGUGUAUACAAAUCAUUAAGCCUUCAGCUAUGGAUUUGUUGUACGAAACUGGCUUCAUCAACGAAUUUGACUCCAGGAUCUGGGCUGCUAUAAAAUUGUACCAUUUUCAGUGCACCAGGUUAGAAUUGCUGAGGCUGGCAAGCAAAAAUCUUUCACUUUUAAAAGGAAAGGUAGAGUGCACUGCAGGAAGACCAAUAACACAUGUUCAGAAGUUCCUUCAGAAAGUCUUGUUUUGUUUGGUCUUCCCUCAAAAAAAAGGAAAACAUAUCUUGAGACAUUUUAGGAUUUUUUUUUUAACCUCAGACUGAAUAACUAAAAAAAAAAUGCAAGAAAAGAAAGUAGCAAUCAUUGAGUUGUUAAUGAUUUGUAUUCUGUUUAGAUAUUUCUGCGGAUGUUAUUUGUUUUAAAUAUGCCAGUGUUCUGAAAAAAAAGCUCAUUCUUACAUUUUUGGACAUUUGUUAUCACACUAGUCCAACCACCAAAAGCAAGCAUUGCAGAAUAAAAAAUAAAACCAUCAGGGAGAAAAAAAAUGAAUGCCCUUUAAAGAUCACAGAGGAAUAAAAAGGGCAUAUGCAAAUUUUUAACCAUCCGCAAACAAAGAAAACGAAUUUCAAAUUCAAUUUCAAAGAAAGCAGAAACCGAUCCUAUCACAAAAGACCAUUCGACAAUAAAUGUGAAAAGUGACUAGCCUGAGAGACGCUAGUCAUUGCUAUUUUAGACAUAUUUCAUCCACGUUACAUGGCACACAGUGAAAGCUACCCGAAUGUUAACAGAAGCAGCAGGGUUACUACAGAGAAGUUUUAGUUAAAAAUACACAUUUUAUUUCAAUGUGCCAAUAAAAAAGUCCCACAUUUUCAUAUCACAGGAAGUUAAUUCAUACAAUAAAAACAGGCCUGUGCUGGUCUAUCGGUGUGACUAACUCAGAAGACCCAGAUCAUGCCAAAUUUUCGUUGAUAUACUCUUCUAUCUACAUUCUUACAUUUACAAAGACACCACAAAAUCCCUUAUUAUAAUGUAAGCAAAAUAACUUUCUUCCCAAAAGAUUAAGUUCAUAACUUUAAUCCAUUCUUUCAGGACUUGCACUUCUUUGAGGGCUUCCUGAUGGUGAACGACUGAAAGGAAAAAAAAAUCACAGUUAAAACUGCAAUAAUGAUAUAUAAUUCACAAAUCCAGGAAAAAGGCAAGAGAAAAAUACCUUGGCUACUCCAGCACCCUUCAAGCACUGAUCAUCAAUUAAAAAAAACCAAUCACUACUUACAAAAUUAAUGGGCUGAUUAUUUCCAUGUUAAUGAUUUACUACAGAAAAAAAUAAUGAAAAUAUCUAUUUGUAACAAUCCCAGUAAGAAGCAACUUCUUCAUAAUUAGCCACAUUAAACAAAGUCUGCCUCUAAACUCCUAAUGUAGACUUCCAAAUUUUUGCAUUUUUCUACUGUGCCUUCUGUAAUACCAUUUAAACAUGAUCAUAUGUAAAGUAA
This is a messenger RNA of Rhea pennata, 3455 nucleotides long. RefSeq names its product galactose mutarotase (gene GALM). The transcript has 8 exons. Gene Ontology annotation, molecular function: carbohydrate binding; aldose 1-epimerase activity. The record is from RefSeq and is a predicted model, not a curated record. NCBI's taxonomy places the organism in Eukaryota, Metazoa, Chordata, Aves, Rheiformes, Rheidae. Bases 281 to 1315 code for a protein of 344 amino acids. Gene Ontology annotation, biological process: beta-D-galactose catabolic process via UDP-galactose, Leloir pathway; glucose metabolic process.